AUGGGUGAUUUAUUGGAAGACGAUUUAGAGUUACGAGUGGGCACGUUACAAUUAUCUACGGACAAUACUAAUGCAGACAAUCGACGUGAUAACGCGUCAGAAUCCAAUAGAAACAAAAAUGAGCUAAUUGCAAACUCGUCGGUUUUAUCGGGGGCUGAUUCGCUUUCAUCAUCCACGUCUUCAUUUGCAGGUAGAGAUGCCAGAACAGAGGGAACAACCAAUUCAAGACCUGAAAAUGAAGAGCCAGAGAGGACUGUCUAUCCUCGUUACGAUGUGCCAUUUAGUAGUGAAAAUAUAAAGGACUUUUUCACCUUCCGUAAAGGUGUUGUUGAAAAUGCUAUUCAAGAUUGCAUCACAGCACUUCUGUUUCCAGAAGAUGGAGAAUAUUUAGGAUCUUGGUUAUUGACAGAAAUAACUCUAUGGGAUAAUGAAAAAGAAAGAAUUGUCCUUCUUACAUCAAGGCUGGUUAUGACAAUAAAGUAUGAUUUCAUAGCUAUGAAACAGUUAGAUUUCAAAAAGACAUAUUUAGAUGACUUGGACACUAUAGUUAUAGGAGAGCUAGUGUAUCCCCCCUCUUCCUUAGUACCCCGCAUAAAUGGCAUCGCAACGGGUGUGACAACCGUUGUCAAAGACUGCGUCAUAGAUCGUCUGUGCAGACGUCCGACCGGCGGCGACGCGGAGGCAAAAGUGUUCGAUCCCAAGUAUUUUGAACCUAGAGAGCGAAAUCUACGCGGAGUCCGAUUGAUGUGGAAUAAGGGUGAACCGCUCUCCAUGAAGACCGCCUGGAACCCAUUUAGUCAAGACGUUCCUUUCCUGACAUUCGCUUCACAUCCCAUUUACUGGCACAAAGAAGGUAGUGUCGAAGAUAGGUCAAUGUACGACAUGGAGACGUUCGCCCAGAAGCUGCAGAGGGCCAUAGAGUCAAUGGCGUCAUCUUCCUGCUGCAUACAUCACUCCCCGAUCGUAAUUCAAAGCUACGUCGGUGUGACUUCGCUCCUCCAUAACAAGAUCAGCCUCGGCUUCUUCAAGGUGCGCGGGAAGUUCAGUUUU
Messenger RNA from Iphiclides podalirius (scarce swallowtail), 1050 nucleotides. Lineage: Eukaryota; Metazoa; Arthropoda; Insecta; Lepidoptera; Papilionidae. The record is from the annotation of a GenBank genome assembly.